CCUUUCUCAGUCCCCCAAAACCCGGUCUCCACUCUCCGGCCUCCCAUUUCAAAGUCUCUUUCUCUCCCAUUCCUCCCUACGAAAGCCAGUGGUACUAUAUAUCAAAGUUUAAAUCAAUAUAUAGAACCAAUUAAGAUGACCAAAGGAGGCAAGCUGCAGACCAAGCUCAAGUCAGUUCUCAAGAAAUGGAACUCCUUCAGCAAGCAAAGCCGUCCCAUUGCCUCUGUUGGGGACGAUGCUUCUUCCAUCAUCUCUGGAGACCAUCUCCACCCCGUCUACGUCGGCAAGUCCCGGAGGCGCUACCUCGUUAGCUCGGACGUGGUCGACCACCCGCUCUUCAGAGAGCUCGUGGAUAGGUCUUCCAGUACUAGGGGCGACUCUGAAGACAGCACCAUCAACGUUGCCUGCGAGGUUGUUUUGUUUGAGCACUUGCUCUGGAUGCUCGUGAAUGCUGAUCCACAGCCUGAGUCUCUGGAUGAACUCGUCGAGUUUUAUGCUUGCUGAUGCUCGUGAAAUAUGCAUGGUAACUUAAUUGUGGUGAUGAUCACUAAAAUGACCAAAGAACAGCGUGGUAUAUAGAUGUAAGGUUGGGUACUGAUUCUCGAUCUCUAAUCAUCCGUACGGUUAUGAUAUAUUAUUUAGUUAUAGAUCGUGUAAACUUCUUAAUGGUUGAGAAGAAAUUGAAGGUAGAGAAGAGCGGCGGUGUUUGUGAUCGAUUGAAAGGUGAGGAUUAACCCUUCUGACUCUGCAGGCUAAUCUCUUGGCCUGGUGGGAAUAAUUAUUAUCAGUAGACAUGUCGUUGUUGUUUUAUUUGUACUUAUAAUAAGAUAAUGUGUAUUUCCUUGUUCUCCA
Molecule: messenger RNA, 852 nt
Organism: Carya illinoinensis
Lineage: Eukaryota; Viridiplantae; Streptophyta; Magnoliopsida; Fagales; Juglandaceae
Product: auxin-responsive protein SAUR76-like
Exons: 1
Coding region: 136-504 (122 amino acids)
Biological process (GO): response to auxin
Source: RefSeq, a predicted model, not a curated record